UGGAUGGAUGGGUGGAUAGGUGGGCUGGUGGGUGAGGUGUGGUUGUGUACUUCGCUCUGUACGACUUAUGGUGGUGCUAUCGUUGGUUAGCUAGUUAGGUAGUUGGCUAUGUAGCGGUACUUGAUAGGCAGCGUCUUGGGUAUGCGUGUGCGUUGGUGUCAGCUUAUAGUGAUGGUGAUGAGUGAGAUUAUAGUUCUGUUGCUUGACUGGGUAGCUACACAACGUUGUCGUCUGCAACUAACUAUUCCACCUAUCACGUUAGCUACAUAUCUAUGUAUCUACCAAGUCCCUCGACACACACCAACCGCCGCCCUCAUUGCCGCUGCACACUCACGUCACUUAGCUCAGCGUGGAAGGGGGAAGGAAGGAAGGCGAAAGCUUCCCCAUCGCCGCCCGAGACUUGCUUUGCUUCCCACUGCGUACGAUAGUGAGCAUAGCCAGGCAGACCGAACCCCAAACCCAAACCCAACGCCAAACGCUCCAUCACACCAGGCUACCGUGACACACGCGCGACCUCACACCCUCAAUCACUCGCAUCCAUGACGACGCACGAUAUAGGCGCGCGCGCCAAGCUUGCCGUCACGUCUGCCGAACGCGAACGUGGAGCACGGCCCGUGG
Messenger RNA from Aplosporella prunicola CBS 121167, 618 nucleotides. RefSeq lists its product as uncharacterized. NCBI's taxonomy places the organism in Eukaryota, Fungi, Ascomycota, Dothideomycetes, Botryosphaeriales, Aplosporellaceae. The transcript has a single exon. The coding region runs from base 142 to 543 and encodes 133 amino acids. The record is from RefSeq and is a predicted model, not a curated record.